Messenger RNA from Xiphophorus couchianus (Monterrey platyfish), 4636 nucleotides. It is a transcript of the gene grk5l, whose product is annotated as G protein-coupled receptor kinase 5 like. The record is from RefSeq and is a predicted model, not a curated record. The transcript has 16 exons. NCBI's taxonomy places the organism in Eukaryota, Metazoa, Chordata, Actinopteri, Cyprinodontiformes, Poeciliidae. Gene Ontology annotation, cellular component: cytoplasm. Gene Ontology annotation, biological process: signal transduction; protein phosphorylation; regulation of signal transduction. Gene Ontology annotation, molecular function: G protein-coupled receptor kinase activity; ATP binding. The coding region runs from base 543 to 2297 and encodes 584 amino acids.
AGAAGGAGGAGGGGGGGGCCGAGCCGAUGUCCUCUCGGGUGCACUCAGCCAACCUCUGCAGUUGUAAAGCUGGUGCUACCCUGGUGUGUCGGCGUAAAGGAUCCGCCGAGAUAACCCCCGAUUCGCUGGCGUCCAGAUCCUCCAAGUUGGCCGUUUUCCGCUUCGGACAUCAUUUCGCACCCGUGUUACGCAUGGAAUGGUUUUGGGGGGACUGGAGUAGAAAUGCAGCGCCGCACGUCCAGCCCACAACAAGAACCAUGCCCAACUUACACUGCAAGCAAACCUAUGUCAUCCUGUUUUAUCUUUUACGACUUUGAUAUGAGAGAAAUCUGCGCGGAUCUCGACGAGGAGUGAAGGAAACAAUCCCCGCCGCCGGCACCGGCUGAAGGACGCUGUUUUUUGCUGCAGAAGCUCCAGUAACCCAAACCCUCCCCCCCCCCCCCUCUCUCUCUCUCUCUCUCUCUCUCUCUCUCCCCCUACCCCCACCCCCUUCUUGCCCCCCUCCGCUCGCGCGCUCAGCGUUUAGGAUUUUCCUCUUUUUGAUGGAGCUGGAGAACAUAGUAGCCAACACUGUACUGCUAAAAGCGAGAGAGGGUGGAGGUGGAAAACGGAAAGGCAGGAGUAAAAAAUGGAAGGAGAUCCUUCGCUUCCCUCACAUAAGCCAGUGUGCUGAACUGGGAAAAAUCAUUGAAAGGGAUUAUGCCAGCAUCUGCGACAAGCAGCCUAUUGGAAGGCUUCUCUUUCGUCUUUACUGUGAGACCAAACCCAACUUGCAACGAUGCAUUCAGCUACUGGACGCAACGGAAGACUAUGAGGUUACACCUGACAAGAAAAGAAAAAGCAGGGGAGAGCAAAUCAUCAAGACCUUCCUUUCAAAACAAUCACCUCAGCGGGUAGACAUAGCCGAGGAUUUUGCAGAGCAAUGCAGAGAGAACCUCGAGCUCAGUCCUUGUAAGGAGAUCUUCAGCGACUGCCGCAAGGCGGUCCAUGAGUACCUGAGUGGAGCUCCAUAUUCAGACUAUCAGAACAGCAUGUACUUUGACCGCUUUCUUCAGUGGAAGAUGCUAGAGAGGCAACCAAUCACUAAAGACACAUUCAGACAGUACCGGGUGCUGGGGAAGGGCGGAUUUGGGGAGGUGUGCGCAUGCCAGGUCAGAGCAACAGGAAAGAUGUAUGCCUGCAAGAAACUGGAGAAGAAGAGGAUCAAGAAGAGAAAAGGAGAGUCCAUGGCUCUGAACGAGAAGCAGAUUUUGGAGAAAGUCAACAGUCGGUUUGUUGUGAGCCUGGCGUACGCGUACGAGACCAAAGACGCACUGUGUCUGGUGCUGACUAUCAUGAACGGCGGCGACCUGAAGUUUCACAUCUACAACAUGGGCACGCCGGGCUUCGACAAAGACAGGGUCCAGUUUUAUGCUGCUCAGAUCUGCUGCGGACUCGAGCAUUUGCACAGGGAAUCUAUUGUCUACAGGGAUUUGAAGCCAGAAAACAUCUUAUUAGAUGAUAAUGGACACAUUCGGAUCUCUGACCUGGGGCUGGCCAUCAAAGUGCCUGAAGGAGAACUCAUCAGAGGCAGGGUGGGGACAGUAGGCUACAUGGCUCCAGAGGUGAUCAACAAUGAAAAAUAUGCCAUGAGCCCCGACUGGUGGGGACUGGGCUGCCUCGUUUACGAGAUGACCGCGGGAAGAUCGCCCUUUCGUGCCCGGAAAGAGCGAGUGAAGCGGGAAGAAGUGGAGAGAAGGGUGCAGGAGGAAGAAGAGGAGUACAAUGACAAGUUUACAGAGGACGCGAAGGCGAUCUGCAGAAUGCUGCUCACCAAAGACCCCAAGCAGAGGCUUGGGUGUAACGCGGAUGGAGCAGCGGGCGUCAAGGCCCACUCGUUCUUCAAAAACAUCAACUUCAAGAGGAUGGAGGCUGGAAUUGUAGAUCCUCCCUUCGUGCCUGAUCCUCGCGCCGUGUACUGUAAGGAUGUUUUGGACAUAGAGCAGUUCUCCACUGUCAAGGGAGUAAAUUUGGACCAAACCGACAACGACUUCUACUCCAAAUUUGCUACGGGCUGUGUUCCCAUCCCAUGGCAGAAUGAGAUGAUAGAAACGGAGUGUUUCAGAGAUCUGAACGUGUUUGGGCCUCAAGGGACGAGACCUCCAGAUCUGGACUGGAAUCAGCCACCGGAGCCACCCAGACGUAGCCUGCUGGACAGGAUCUUCAGGAGGCAUCACCCAGAUGUGCCCAUCUCCAACAGCCGUGUGCAGUCUUCCAGUGUAAAUUCUGUGGACUCUAUGUCAAACUCUGCCCCCUAGUGGCACAGCUGACAGUGUGGGACCUACUUAACCCACAAACGUACUCUCAAGAAGGGAAGGAGCUGAUUGGUCCGCAGCUCAAAGGCCUGAGCAGCAGCUGGAGACAGCCUGUUUAAAAGCCUAAAUGGUCAGCCCGUGGGUAGGGAACGGAGGGGAGGGAAUAGGGUGGAGGAUUGACCGGGCCCUGAGAUCCUGGGCAUUAGUAGUAGGACAUUUGAUGUUGUGGAGAUGUUUGGAAAUAUUCAGACAAACCUUACUUUCCCUCAGGAUUGUUGGACUGUAGAACAGAGCCACUGUUGUUGUUCUUGAACCAGAAAAAGGAUUAAAAAAACAAACUGAUAAUCAGGGUAUUCACUGUAUAAUAAAGACCACCACAGGGAAUAAAGGUUGGGUGGGGGUGGGCAGGGGUAAGGGUGAAUGAAUUUUGUUUUUCAAAGAAAAAAAAGGGUCUUUUUUUUGCUUUCAUUUCAGUCUUGUACUUUCUGGCCUGUAUCUUGUACCAAUAUCUCUCAUCUCUUUGCUUCCCCCUGACAUGUCAACAUCUGCACAACUCUUAACUUAUUCUUUCUCCGUUCUUCACCUUCCAGACCUCAGAUGACUCCUAAACAUUCAGAACACACCACCUCAGCAACCUCAAACACACAAUGUACAUUGCCUUCGCGUACACUCAGGCCAAAGAUUGCAGUUCUAGUUUUGUGAUACUGUUGUUAUGUUGAAUUGUUGGUUUUUUGAAGGUUUUUAGCUGUUGUGUAGAACUACAGGAGGAUCAGAAUGUGUGAUCCCAUUUAUAGACUUUUCUUUAAAUAUGAGCCUGCAGACAUAUCAUACAGCUUCAAGCACACACACACCCACGCACACGCGCGCAUACAGUACAGCGCCUUCCAGAACUAUCCAUACCUCCUGAAUACGUCAUUGUUAAUUACAACCACGAGCUUCAAUGGGUUUCUUUGGGAGUUUAUGAUUGACUGACACAAUGUAGCCCACGGUAUGUUGUUUUAAACUUUAUUUAAACAAAAAAUCUAGAAAUUGUGGCAUGCAUUCGCAUUAAUUCCUCCAGUAAAUACUCUAUUCAACUCCUUUUGCUUCAUUUGGUGUACGCCUCUUAUGGCUCUGUCACGUAUUUUUGCCAAUUCUACUUUGCGAAAUACCUUGAACCUAUUCAGAUAUCUGAAGACUCUCAACUGGAUUCAGACUUUAUCUUGGACAUUCCACUGUAGCUCUGGUUCUGUUCAGGGUCCUGGUUCCGCUGGAAGACAAACCUCUUCUCAGGUCAUUUUUGCGGCCUCCUCUUGCCUCCUUCGUGUUCUCAACCUCUCGGUGUAUGUAGAAGGCCUUGUCUUCUUAAUCUUGCAGCUGUGCCUCACCCUUUCCACUUUUCAUUCAACUCAAAUUCAGUUCUACUCAAAAAUAUGUUAUUUAUCCCAAAGGGAAAUUAAAUGUUGUCGCAACACAAACCAUCCAGUUAUCUUCAUAGUUGUUGUGGAUGUGAACUCGGCGCUGCUACUCCAGCAUGCUGCCACUUUGAGCGGCGCAAGUCUAGAAUAACAAGUUGAUGGGUGGAACAUUUUUCUGCAAGUUUACGUUGUUUGAGAACUCAAAACGGCUUAAAUAUCUUGACAAUCUGCCCCCAAUCUCUGACCUUUUUGGUUUUUGUUAUGCAGUUUUUUUAGCAAUGUUCUCUAGCAAACCGCAGAGGGCUUCACAGAACAGCUAUCAUUAAAUUAGAAAAAGAUUAAGUCUUUUUAUAUUAUUAGUUAUUUCAAGGCAUGAGAGUAAAGGGCGGUCAAUACAAAUGCAUGUCAAACUUUUCAUAUUUGUAGUUAUAAAAAUAAAAAAAACAUAUAUAAUUUUCUUCCACUUUUAAAGUACGUGUGCUGUUUUGUGUCCUGUCACACAGAAUCCCGAACGAAAGCUUGUGAUUGAAACGCGACAGAAAUGAGUAGUUUUGCGAGGCGCCGUACUACGAACACACUCAGACUUGUGAGAAUCGUGUUGAGUUUUCAUUGCAUGGACAAGCGUAAGUGUGGACAGCUGUAUCCCUUUUCGAUUCUGCAUACUUCAUUCCUCCGACUCCGCCAUCUUAUACACACGGACGUUUCCCUCGGUUUACAGUGUCACUUUAUAUUUGGCAUUAUGUGGAGUUUGACAACUAAUUAAUAAGCUGUAAAGAAACAGAUCUCUCUCUUUUUUCUUCCGUUUUUUUUUUUGGUAGUUAUCUGCUCUGUCCCCAUGGAGUGGAGAGAAACACAUGCACUCAGCAUGACUUACAAGUUGCACAAUUUAAGAUACCACCAAGCUGUUUUGUUACCAAAUAAAAAUAUCUUUCCUUUGAUCAUUAA